AAUGUUUCCUGAUUUUUGCUUAUAUCCUUUGGCAUUUUACAUUUUUAUUUGUAUUCAUUCCUUUCUUCCUAUUCUGAGUCUGUAUCUCUAACCUAGGAAUCAGAAUUUGACCUAGUGUACACUUUGUUUAUCUUAAUCCGUCUUACGUACAUUUCUUUCUUUAUUUUUUCCACUAAGUCUUUUCGAGAUGACCAGCGUCGACAAGCCGCGAUCAGAAAGCCAGGUCUCGAGACCUGGUGACUUUGAAGCUGUCAGAAAGUCUAUCAUCGACCUCCUCCGCCAGCCUGACUACGAUGAUGGAAGCGCCGGCCCUGUGCUUGUGCGCCUAGCCUGGCACUCUUCUGGCACAUAUGACGUAGCGACAGAUACCGGAGGCUCAAAUGGCGCUGGCAUGCGCUACGAAGCCGAGGGUGGUGAUCCUGCCAACGCCGGUCUUCAAAAUGCUCGUCUCUUCCUAGAGCCUGUCAAGCGUCUUCACUCAUGGAUCACAUACUCGGACCUAUGGACACUUGCUGGUGUAACUGCUAUCCAAGCCAUGGGAGGCCCGGAUGUCGAUUGGUUACCGGGUCGAACCGACUUUGUAGACGAUAGCAAGCUUCCACCUCGCGGCCGUCUGCCUGAUGCGGCUCAAGGAGCAGACCAUAUCCGAACCAUCUUCUACCGAAUGGGAUUCAAUGAUCGUGAGAUCGUGGCCCUCAGUGGUGCACACAAUCUUGGGCGCUGCCAUACGGAAAACUCGGGCUUUGAGGGCAAAUGGGUCAAUAAUCCGAUACGAUUCUCGAAUCAAUAUUUUCGCCUGCUGUUGUCCGAAAAAUGGACUGAGAAGACAGUUCCUGAAUCUGGUGUUACCCAAUUCUCCUCUGUUGACCCUGACACAGACGAGGAGUUGAUGAUGCUCCCAACCGAUAUGGCUCUGACAACAGACCCUGAGUUCUCUAAGUAUGUGCGUCUUUAUGCUGAAGAUAAGGAAGUGUUCUUCAACGACUUCAAAGCAGCAUUCGCCAAGCUACUGGAGCUUGGAAUAGCAAGAGACGCAGAGGGGAACAUCACGAACAGUGAUAAUGAAAAGGGAGGGGUUUGGGCAAGUCGCCAAGACAAAUGGUUGCCCAGUUAUGCACGCCAGGGCAAAGCUCUGAUGCGUUGUAUUAAUACUUCUCAUACAUGGAUGUAUACUAAUCAGCUACGAAUGAGACCCAUGGAUCCUGCCAAGGAACUCGAUGCUUACGUCCCCACCAUGAACGACAUCCUCGAUUUCUUGCCCGUCCCCACUCUUGUGGUCUCACCAUCCUAUCGCAUACAAAGAGCCUCAGCCGGCUUGCUCGAGGCAUGGAGUCGUAGGCGCGAGGAACUCAUCGAUCAAGACCUCUUCACUGCUCUCUAUGACGGAUCGCCGACCGAAAGGUUCGAUCGUAUUCCCUUUGUCUACGCGAUUGAAACUGCACUUGAGGCUCGAGCUCUCCGUCUAUGCCAUGCGGCUUAUAUCGCGAAUGACAUUUCUUGGACUGCGCGUAUCGCGCCUGUACACAAAGACGAUGAGCUGCUAUGCCUGGUCAUAGAAUGGGAAAAGGCUGAGCUUCACACUACAACUGUCGAUGGUGAAAUAACACAGAGCUGGCUGCCUAUUGACGAUGCUUUCCGCAUCCUCGUCCAAGCUGUUAAAGAUUAUGCCAUCUUCCUGCUCGAUACUCGCGGAAACGUCAUGACCUGGAACACUGGAGCAGAGCUAAACAAGGGCUACAAGAAGGAAGAGAUCAUUGGCAAGCACUUCUCAACGUUCUAUGGCGAAGAAGAUAUCCAGUCUCGGAAGCCCGAAAGAGAACUCGAGAUCUGCUUGCGUGAAGGCAGGGUCGAAGAUGAGGGCUGGCGCUACCGUAAAGAUGGCAGCCGGUUCUGGGCUAACGUUGUUAUAACGGCCAUCUACAAGAACGACGUCCAUGUUGGCUUCGGUAAAGUUACCCGGAAUCUCACUGAACGGAAAGAGGCAGAACUGCGGCUGACUGCUGCUUACGAGGAGAGCACCAAGUUGAAGAAUGAUUUUCUGGCAAAUAUCAGUCACGAGAUCCGCACGCCUAUGCAUGGUGUACUAUCUGCCUGUUCUCUGCUACUGGAUAGUCGCCUGACUGAAGAGCAGCGGGAGACGGCUAAUAUGAUUCAAGAGUCCGGACAGCUCCUGUUACGCAUUAUCAACGAUAUCCUCGACUACUCGAAAAUUGCGGCAGGCACCUUUCCCAUCAAGAAUGAGAGGCUGGAUAUUGCGAAUGUGAUUACAUCGGUUGUGCGUCGAGUUCAGAUUACUGUGCAACCGGGAGUAUCUCUAAAGCUGAACUUAUCACCAAACUUGCCAAAAUGGGCGGAAGGGGACCCUUUGAGGUACCGCCAGAUCUUUGAGAAUAUCCUCAGCAAUGCCGUAAAGUUUACCGAGAAGGGAUACAUUUCGGUCAAUGUAUCGAUGCUUGGUGAAGACAAGACCAGUCACACGAUACAGACAGAGGUCUGGGACACCGGGCAUGGCGUGACAGAAGUCGACGCGCAAGAACUGUUUAAACCCUUCACGCAGCUUGACACCCCGUACCAAAAGCGGCGUCCGGGAACAGGUCUUGGACUAUCAAUUGCAAAAUCACUUGUUGAGCUGCUGGGAGGGAACAUUGGAUAUAAACCCAACCCGGAACGGCAGGGCAGUAUCUUUUGGUUCUCAUUCAAAUUAAAGAAGCUCAGCAGCCUUCGCCAGGCCGAAACCAUUACCGCUCCACCAAGAACCAGCAGUGAAUUACCCCAACAGCAGGUUCAAGAAGGCGGGGAUCUUGCGACGCAACUGGAACAGUUAUUAAAGAUCUCACCAACAAAGCGGAUCCUUGCGGCCGAGGACAACAUCAUCAACCAAAAGGUCCUAGUCGGAAUGCUGCAUGGCUUUGGAUUCAAAGAUAUAACCGUUGUUUCGGACGGCGCUCAGGCUGUUUCGUCACUAUCCGCGGCGAAUGCCUUUGACUUAAUACUCAUGGAUAUCAGUAUGCCGGUUAUGAAUGGCUACGAGGCAACACUUUGUAUACGUCAUAGUAGCAUUCGUAUACCUAUAAUUGCCAUGACUGCUUAUGCGCUUAAAGGCGACAUGGAGCUUUGCUUGGAGAAAGGGAUGGAUGAUUAUAUCCCCAAGCCAAUGGAUAGGCAAGUGCUGAUGAAGAAGCUGUUGAAGUGGCUUCAGAGUCCAGGCGACCUAAUGACAGAUCUCACCGCCAGGAAGAAUUAGGACCUAGUCAUAGCAUUUUGCUUUAUCACUAUACUCCAGCAUUAGAUACAUAACUUACAUACUUUAGAAAUUGGUAAUUAGGUAUUAUUUCUAUACUUGAAUUUCAGGGG
Molecule: messenger RNA, 3354 nt
Organism: Fusarium redolens
Lineage: Eukaryota; Fungi; Ascomycota; Sordariomycetes; Hypocreales; Nectriaceae
Exons: 5
Coding region: 188-3244 (1018 amino acids)
Biological process (GO): response to oxidative stress; phosphorelay signal transduction system
Molecular function (GO): peroxidase activity; heme binding; phosphorelay sensor kinase activity
Source: RefSeq, a predicted model, not a curated record